Messenger RNA from Morchella importuna, 1044 nucleotides. RefSeq lists its product as uncharacterized. Bases 1 to 1044 code for a protein of 347 amino acids. The transcript is spliced from 4 exons. Gene Ontology annotation, cellular component: DNA replication factor C complex; nucleus; Ctf18 RFC-like complex. Lineage: Eukaryota; Fungi; Ascomycota; Pezizomycetes; Pezizales; Morchellaceae. Gene Ontology annotation, biological process: DNA repair; DNA-templated DNA replication. Gene Ontology annotation, molecular function: ATP hydrolysis activity; DNA binding; DNA clamp loader activity. The record is from RefSeq and is a predicted model, not a curated record.
AUGCUCUACGUGGACAAACACAGACCACGGUCCCUUGAGGCUUUACACUACCACGAAGGCCUCUCCACAAGGCUCAAAGCACUCGCACAAUCCGGCGACUUCCCCCACCUCCUCAUCUACGGGCCCUCCGGCGCCGGCAAGAAGACCCGCAUCGUCGCAACGCUCAAGGAGCUCUACGGGCCCGGCGUUGAAAAGAUCAAGAUCGACAGCCGCACCUUCACGACCGCCAGCAACCGCAAGAUCGAGUUCACCGUCGUCGCGUCCGUCUACCACCUCGAGAUCACGCCCAGCGACGUGGGCAACCACGACCGCGUCGUAAUACAAAGCCUGCUCAAGGAGGUUGCGCAGACGCAGCAGGUGGACCUCGCGGCAAAGCAGCGCUUCAAGGUCGUGGUCAUCAAUGAGGCCGACUCCCUCACCCGCGAUGCUCAGGCCGCGCUUAGGAGGACCAUGGAAAAGUACUCGCCGAACCUCAGGCUGAUUCUGAUUGCGAAUUCCACGGCGGGGAUUAUUGCGCCGAUUCGCAGCAGGACGUUGUUGGUGAGGGUUGCGGCGCCGAGUAUUGAUGAGAUGGUGGAGGUUAUGAAGUAUGUGGCUGGUGCGGAGAAGCUAAAGUGGGAAGAGACCCUGGCCGUGAGGAUUGCGGAGGAGAGUAAUAGGAACCUUAGGAGGGCGUUGUUAAUGUUUGAGGCGGUCGAGGUUGUCACCGCGAAAACACCAAUCCCACCGCCCGACUACGAGUCACUCAUCCAGCAGAUUGCCGACGAGCUCCUCGCCGACCACACACCGCAGCGCAUCCUCGCCGUCCGCGCAAAGUUCUACGACCUCCUGACGCACUGCAUCCCCGCCACCGUGAUCCUCAAACAGCUCACCUUCCGCCUCAUCGCAAAGAUUGACGAUGCGCUCAAGACCGAGGUCAUCAAGUGGAGCGCCUUCUACGAGCACAGGAUACACCUAGGCAGUAAGGUCAUUUUCCACCUCGAGGCGUUUGUGGCAAAGUUCUUGAGGAUAUUGGAGAGUUACCUGAUGGGUAUGGAGUUUUAG